GAGCCUGAACAAUCGAAAAGCGCUGUGUGUCAAUAUCUUGUGAUUAUCAUUGCUCGUGUUUUAUUGGAAUUUCUUUGGAGAUGGAUGGACUGAUCAGGAUGGAGAGACAAAAGUUUCCUUUCACCAUUGAAAACAUAUUGAGUAAAUAUCCAAACAGUAAUGGUGACAAUUGGACAUGUGGAACAAGUGGAGCUGGAUUAAAAGAAAAGGCAGCGAGUCCUGUUGGAGACCAGACAGAGACUGUGCCUCACGCCUGCAUGUGCUGCUGCUGCUACUGCCCCCACUGUGGAGACAUAUUCAGAACUGAUUUCAUUCCCGAAGAUUUCCUCCCUGCCGCCUGUCAGUAUGGAUGGCCCCCAGCGAUGUUCUCCAACCCAUGCAGGCUGGGAGAGGCUCACAGAGAGGAGCAGUUAGCCGGUCAGGUGCAGAGGCGGACCAGACGCCACCGCACCAUUUUCACGGAGGAGCAGCUGGACGCACUGGAGGAGCUGUUCCUGCAGAACCAGUAUCCGGAUGUGAACACAAGGGAGAAAUUAGCACAGCACACUCACUUAAGAGAGGAAAGAGUAGAGGUAAGUCUGCUGUGUCACAUUCAGCCUACCAUUGAAUAA
Molecule: messenger RNA, 611 nt
Organism: Scophthalmus maximus (turbot)
Lineage: Eukaryota; Metazoa; Chordata; Actinopteri; Pleuronectiformes; Scophthalmidae
Product: homeobox protein goosecoid-2
Exons: 2
Coding region: 81-611 (176 amino acids)
Biological process (GO): regulation of transcription by RNA polymerase II
Cellular component (GO): nucleus
Molecular function (GO): DNA-binding transcription factor activity, RNA polymerase II-specific; RNA polymerase II cis-regulatory region sequence-specific DNA binding
Source: RefSeq, a predicted model, not a curated record